ACAUGGCGCUUCCGGUGUACAUGGCUCUCUGCCCGAAAACGUGAGAUUUUCAGACCUGGGUUGUCAUCGCCAGCUUCUUAUUUUCGCUCAGAUAUUGAUAUUGCUGUAUUGUAAUAGGUGGAAAGUUCGGGUCACUAUAUAUUUAUAUAUUAUUUGGUAAUUAUUUUGGUUUCAUCAGCAGCAGUUAGUGGUUGGAGCUCGCAUAGCUCUAACCUUGAAGCGACGGACUUCAACGUAAUUCAGUUUACGUUCACCUGCCAAAACAGAAUAUGUCCAUUAUCUGUCGCGGUUGCAACUCUGCAUCACUCACGAUACUGACAGGAGCCAGACUACAACAGAGCCCAUGGCUUAUCUCGCUUCGCAGCAAGUUUACCAGAUCACGAAUCCCAAAGGAGCAUUUUGAAAAGAGGUCUAAACAACAUGACAAGUACGGUGGGGACCCAGACCAGCCUCAUAAAUUGCAUAUAGUUACACGGGUUAAAAGCGCAAUCCGAAGACCAUAUUGGGAGAAAGAGAUGGUGAAGAACCUUGGACUUGAGAAGGCACAUGUCCCUGUAAUUCACAAAAACACCCAAUCAGUCAAUAGCCUUCUGAAAAUUGUCAAGCAUCUUAUAAGGGUCCAGCCACUCAAGACCCCCUAUGGGAUCCCUGCUGAGGAGGACUUGGCUAACUCCUAUAUCAACAGCAAAGGAGAGCUGAUUGUUUGUCGCCUGCUCAAGCCCAAAGCCAUCGAGUCCUAGCUCCACUCUGGGAAUUUUUGUCGAGAGUUGCUUCAGUUUCCAUGUGGGAAAACGCUGCGGUCUGAUGAAGCCAGACUCCAGUGACCUUCUGUCAGGUGUCUUGGGAAUUGUACACGUUAUCUCUGAAGAUAUUUCAAUAUGUAUUGAGUCUUUUGGUGCACUAAAACAUGCAAAGACAUUUUUGUCUCUCAUUCUUACUAAAUAUUAAUUAACAAAAUAAAUCAACACGUUUCUUAAUUCGGGUAACCUCUGCAGGAAACUGGAAUAUAAAACAAGUCAGCAACCAGCGAUGGAUCAGUUUCUUUAUUAAGCAUCAUGAACUAUAAAAACUCUAAAAUAUGAAUGAAAAGAUGUUUCAACUGGAAUGCAGCUUAUCCUUGGCACUUGGUUAUUUUUGUCAUGAAUGGAAGUACUUAGUCAACAUUGUUAAUAAUUGCAAUUAACAGGCCAUUCAAAAUUUAAGAGCUCAUACAGCCUCAAGUCAAAAUAUUACUGAUGUCUGCACCAAUAAAAGUAGUCUUGAUACAAAA
Messenger RNA from Lampris incognitus (smalleye Pacific opah), 1270 nucleotides. RefSeq names its product mitochondrial ribosomal protein L30 (gene mrpl30). The transcript is spliced from 5 exons. Gene Ontology annotation, molecular function: structural constituent of ribosome. Gene Ontology annotation, biological process: translation. NCBI's taxonomy places the organism in Eukaryota, Metazoa, Chordata, Actinopteri, Lampriformes, Lampridae. The record is from RefSeq and is a predicted model, not a curated record. Gene Ontology annotation, cellular component: large ribosomal subunit; mitochondrion. The coding region runs from base 270 to 740 and encodes 156 amino acids.